AUGGAGAGGUUCUCGCAGUUUCGUGACAAAGGCUCGGGUAUUGCUCCAUUUCUUCCCAUACCCACCGAGUCUGCGGGCAUCGCGCUACCCUUCCACAUCUUCUUGUACAUCUGUCGCGUGCCGCUUCUCAUUAUCUUCGCCCUGUCAUGGUUCCUCGUCUUACAGUGGAUGCCCCUCGGCAUCUUGGGGAGGAAAGCUGCGUUGUGGUGCAUAUUGGGAAUCCCGGGAAUAUGGUGGAUUGAUCUACAAAUCGACGGGGUCAAGAAAGGGUCUUUGGCCCAGAACAAGAGCAAAAUCCCUCAGGAAGGCUCCAUCAUCGCAUCUUCGAGCGCUUCACCCAUCGAUCCCCUGUACCUGGCCGCCAUCUUCGACCCCAUCUUUGCAGCGACGUACCCAUCUACAAGACUUGUUGAACCAAUAUCCUUGCUAACAGCCAUUUACCGAACAUUCGCUCACCCAAAGCUUGAACCAGCAUAUAAUGCCAAGUUGGUCGACAUUGAAAAGCUGAUCAAGCAGAACCCGGAGCGCAUUAUCGCCGUGUUUCCGGAAUGUACGACGACGAACGGAAGAGGGAUCCUACCUUUAAGUCCGAGUCUGGUGACCAUUCCUCCACGUACGAAAGUUUUUCCAGUUAGUCUUCGAUACACACCUCCAGAUGUCACCACCCCAAUCCCUCACUGCUACUUCUCCUUCCUAUGGAAUUUGUGCAGCAAGCCGUCGCAUUGUAUUCGCAUUCGCAUAGCAGAGGCCAUGUACAAUACCUCAAAAUCAUCGUCGGCAAAGGCGCCCACUGUGGCCGCAAAAGUAUCGUCAUCAUACACUACGAACUAUUUCGACACAUUGGGAUCAGAUAACGGGGUCAGCAGUGAUGCAGAUACACUCGUCGGUAGCGGGGGUGAAGAACAAGACAUUUCCAUGACCAAAGAAGAAAAGGCAUACCUUGACAAGGUUGCUGAAGCGCUGGCCAGACUGGGGCGUGUCAAGAGAGUCGGUCUUGGGGUCAAGGAGAAGAUUGAAUUCAUUGAAAUGUGGGCAACGUCAAGAAGUAGAAGAUGA
Cladophialophora yegresii CBS 114405 is the source of this 1056-nucleotide messenger RNA. RefSeq lists its product as uncharacterized. The coding region runs from base 1 to 1056 and encodes 351 amino acids. The transcript has 3 exons. The record is from RefSeq and is a predicted model, not a curated record. NCBI's taxonomy places the organism in Eukaryota, Fungi, Ascomycota, Eurotiomycetes, Chaetothyriales, Herpotrichiellaceae.